UCUGAUUCACCUCACAGUUACUGGAGCUCACCGUGUGCAAACAGUAGAGCAAGCUUCUCCUGCAUCAUCUGUUUCUGUACAGUCCCUCUUCCAAAGCAAUGCGUCUCUACCAAAACAUACAGGUAGCACAAAAAACUGGUCUCAGAAACAAAAGAACAGACAGAGCGCAGUGCUGGAUGAGCCCACCUCACCAGGUGAUUGAAAAUCAACAACAGAAGGAAGAUGACCUCAUCAAACCACAAAAGCUGAUAAAUCCCAUCCUGGCCUCCCUCCAACGGAGAGCUCUUCAUCAGGAGCUGCUAUUCUGCCACAGACAAGGAAUGUUGCCACGAAAGAAGCCAGAGUUGGAACGUGUGCUUGAAAGCAAAAACAGAGAGCAGCUCAAGAAAAGGGAGCUGGCUCUUCAACCUUGCUCCGACUUAGAAGUGAAACUGCGCAGAAGACAGCAGAGAAUACAACUUUAUGAGCUGGAGAACUGGCGUGAAGGCUUGAAGAAUGUGCCGUUUGUUCGUGUGAGACAAUCCCUAAAGCAUGUCCCACAUUUUUCUUAAUGUGUACCAAAGAGGGAAAUAAAAAAAAUCUGUGAAAAUGUUGUUUCAGCUAAAAGGAGCAUCAUAAUUUAUUGUAAAACAUCAAUGAAUUGUCUAUACCCGCUUGUAAGUGCAGGGUUAUGGUGGGAGUCUAUCUCUAGCAGUCACUGGGUGAGAGGUACAACCUAAGUCAUGUUUGGAAACAGUCACUGUCUGUGGGAGAAAGUCAGAGUACCCAGAGAGAACCCUCACAUGCACGGGGAGAACAUGCAAGCUCCAUGCAAAAAGACCUCAGGCUGGGAUUUGAGCCCAGGACCUUCUUGCUGCAAGGCAACAGUGCUACCAACGGCCCCACCAUGCUGCCUUACUGGAACAGUGUCUUUUAGCUAUGGUAUUGCUAACAAGGUGAUUCAUCUUAAAGAAAACGAAUCCAUAUGAAACAUUUCAUGUACAAUGAACAGUUUACUGAAGGCUUUAAGUUUCAGCAUGUAGUUGUUUCAUUAUGUUCUCAGGAGCAAUUCAGCCUUUUCUUGAAACUUUAAAGACAAAGUGCUGUGAAAAAGUAUUUGCCCACACCUGACCCCCACUAAAAUCAUUACUUAACUGAUUCACAGUUUUUGUAACCGAGUUCAAUUUCACUUGCUAUUCCUAGGCCUGGUUACUACCAGACCUGUCGAAUCAAGGAAAUGUUAAAACAACCUGGCUGACAACAUGAAGCAGGCUAAGGUAUCUUUAAAAGCAAUGGAGAAAGCAUGGGACAGUGGUGAAUGUUCCCAGGAGUGGCUGACACACUAAAAAUAACUCGGACAUAUCCAGGAAGUCACAAAGAACCCAGAACAGAUCUGAAGCACUGCAGGCCUCACCUGGCUUAGUUAGGGUCAGUGUUCAUGAUUCAAUAAAAGGAGACUGGGCAAAAACUCUUUAAAAGAUUACCAAAGUAAAUUUCAAAUGACAAAAACACAUUUCCGUUUUUUAAUAAAACAUUUAGGGUGAAUGAUCACAUGUGAAAGCAAUCAGAAAAACCUCAGUAGAUUAAAACUGACCCAGAAUCUUCUCCAAGAAUGCUGAGGACAGAAUUACGGCAUCAUUCACCAAAAUGCAACUUGAAAAUUAGCUUAAACGUUAAUCUUUUUACAGAUUUUCUUGAUUUCUUUGAGGAUAAAACAUAUAAGACGAUUUCCCCAAGCUUAAGCCCGACAAAUCUGGUCACCAGAGGAAGUUGCAUCACAUGGAACGAAGCUGUUUUGUACAUUUUGAAAAGUAUUAAGACAUUACAGACAUAAAAAAAGAAAAUGGAGAGUUUAUGGUAAAGAUAGUCACAUUAGAGAAACAUUACGGGAUAUUACAGGACUUUAAAUGUAAGUCAAACAAAAAAAGGGGAAAAAGUGCAAGGUGUGCUGCUAACAAACAUUCACAAGUAGCACAAUAAGUACACUGACCCCUACUGUACAUAAAACCCUCUCGUACUGCAAGGACGGCCUUUUCAACACAUUAUUUUCAAACAUUUUCUUUUGCACAAUUUUUGCACCAUUAAAACAAAACCUUGUUUACCACGGUUCGUAAACAAGUUCUUAAAAAUAAAACAUUUCCCGUCCCUUAUCUCUGUUCGUUCAGUCCAACACGUUCCGAAGUAACAUCCACUGCACUUAAGUCCAUACUGAGGUGCUGUGUUUGCUACAGAAUAAGUUAAUAAUAAAUAAAUCACAAAAACAGUUGCUUUCACAAAAAAUAAAAAGGCGGGAAAAAAAAAGCCAAUACGGUAGGGUAAACUGCGGGUUUCCCUGUACGACAAUACUAAGAGGACCUUUAAAUGUUUCCCACGAAGGUUCAGCAGAUGAAGCACAUACAGAUUUAGGUUACCGAGGUUGUAAACUGGAGAUCACAGGUUCAAGCAGUUAACAACUCAAAAAGCAACAGGACUGACAUUGACUGUUGAGUCAGGAGGCGAGGCCUAAAAUAGGGCAAACCUACAAACUUUAGGUUCUAAAAUUUCGGUGACUACAC
Messenger RNA from Girardinichthys multiradiatus, 2534 nucleotides. Its product is annotated as protein FAM107B. The record is from RefSeq and is a predicted model, not a curated record. NCBI's taxonomy places the organism in Eukaryota, Metazoa, Chordata, Actinopteri, Cyprinodontiformes, Goodeidae.